Molecule: messenger RNA, 1372 nt
Organism: Protopterus annectens (West African lungfish)
Lineage: Eukaryota; Metazoa; Chordata; Ceratodontiformes; Protopteridae
Product: lectin-like
Exons: 7
Coding region: 110-658 (182 amino acids)
Molecular function (GO): signaling receptor activity
Source: RefSeq, a predicted model, not a curated record
AUUUGUGGUCAGAACUGAGGUGUGAGGGAUAUAAAAUGUCUGUGUUUAAGACUGAAACACAAGAGUGCAUGAAGCAGAAUUACAGAGUCUACUGCAGAUAAUUGACAGAAUGAAGGCUAUUCUUCUAUUCGUAGUCCUGCUGGUGACCGUUCAGAGCAAAAUAGCAGACCACAGUUUGGGAAAUGGAAAGAACACUGUCCAACCGAUAGGAAAUAUCAUUCGCCAGCACCUUAAAUUUUCCAAGAAGCUCCCAGCUCUGAAUGAAACACAGUCCUUUACUAUGAUGUUUGAAGGCAUCAGAUAUGUUUACUAUAGCAGUCCAAUGAAUUUCUAUGCAGCUGAGGCGCACUGCAGAAGGACACACAAUCGUGGUCACUUGACAUCCAUCCACAGCCAUGCAGAACAAGUGCAACUCCUUAGAAUGCUAAAUGCUAAUAAAAUCAGUGCAUCCGAAGUCUGGAUAGGAGGCAGGCGAAACAUAUUUAGUCGCAGUUUUUACUGGACCGAUGGUUCAAAAUGGAACUACAGCUACUGGCACCGUGGUUCCCCUGCUUACUACUGGUGGUCACGGGUUUGUGUGAUAACAGAAACAAAAGAACCCGGAUACUGGCAUGAUAUAUACUGUACCCACCUCAGGCCUUUCAUCUGUGAAGUUUGAAUGAGAAAACAGAAAGUCGUUAGAAUAUCUGCACCACUCCGUACCUUGCAUCACAUGUUGUGCUACACUUUGACUAACAACUGGCUAGCUGGCUGAAAGACAAAUCAUUUGAAAAUUUUAUGGCAAAGAAUAUUUUUCGUACUGCAAUUGAAGGUAGAUCAGUUUGUGUAGGACUUUGAAGAAUACAAUUUAUUUCUGUAGUGUUUUCAGUCUCAGACUAUUAGCAAUUCUCGUGAUUUAGUUAAAGAACUGAAAACUUGUUUUACUACAGAAUUUGAAAAAGUAUAUAGUUUUAUGAGAGUCCUAUAUUACACAUUCAAAGAAAAACAUUUCUGAUUUCUUUAUGUCAAAAAGAAAGAUUGGGAAUAAAUAGUGGCCCUGACUUUAAUCCUCUGCUUUCCACAUUUCAAAUGCAAUUUUUGCUAAUACUUUUUAGCACUGUGCACUAUAUAUUAGAAUUUAAUAUUACAGAACAGUGAAUAAUUUUUCUGUUGAACCUUUUGGUGAGCAAAAUGAAAAUGCUAUAUAAUUGUAUUUGCAUGUGUACUACUAGUACUUCAGUAAAGGUCGUGCUUUUGGAAACUUUUCAUUUUUUAAUACACUUUAAGGCUAUUGAGUGCUCUAUUCCUCACGGACUGGCUAUAAAUCAUUAAAAUAUAUUCCUAAAAAAUAACAAAUUAUGUCAAAAAAAUAAAAAGCGCCAGAAAAAGAAUA